GCGGUCGAGAGGCGGUCACCAUUGGCCCCCGGCUCCGUCUGCUUGGCGGGCGGUGUCGGGACGCAGGUGCCGGCCGGAGGAGCGGAGCUAGAGGUGCUGUCGGGACUGGCCGGGCCGGGACCCGGGCCGGGGCGAGAGGAGGGGUCUGCGCGGCCUCCCGGCCCGGCCGCGGAUCAGGUGAGCAUUUAUCGAGCACUUACUGUGUGCCACCCUGUGCCUUGUCUCAUCAAACCCUCUCAACAACCCUGUAUGUAAACUGAUGAUGGCAAUUAUAAUAAGAGGCUCCUGGGACAAUGGGCCUCAGGCCCUGAGGACGUGGUGCUUCUUGUGGCCAUGACGACGGGUGAUUGCUGCCACCUCCCUGGCUCCCUAUGUGACUGCUCUGGCAGCCCUGCCUUCUCCAAAGUCGUGGAGGCCGCAGGCCUCGGGCCACCCCAGUAUGUGGCACAGGUGACUUCAAGGGAUGGCUGCCUCAUCUCCACUGUCAUCCGGGUCUUGGACACUCCGAGCGAUGGUCCCUUCUGCCGGAUCUGCCAUGAGGGAGCGAAUGGGGAGAGCUUGCUGUCUCCAUGUGGCUGCACUGGCACACUGGGCGCUGUGCACAAGAGCUGUCUGGAGAGGUGGCUUUCCUCAUCCAACACCAGCUACUGUGAGCUGUGCCACACAGAGUUUGCAGUGGAGAAGCGGCCUCGGCCCCUCACAGAGUGGCUGAAGGACCCGGGGCCUCGGACAGAGAAGCGGACGCUGUGCUGUGACAUGGUGUGUUUCCUAUUCAUCACUCCUCUAGCCGCUGUCUCGGGCUGGCUGUGCCUGCGCGGGGCCCAGGAUCACCUCCGGCUCCACAGCCGGCUCGAGGCUGUGGGGCUCAUUGCCCUCACCAUUGCCCUCUUCACCAUCUACGUCCUUUGGACGCUGGUCUCCUUCCGCUAUCAUUACCAGCUAUACACUGAAUGGAGAAGGACCAACCAGAAAGUACACCUGAAGAUCCGGGACGCGGAGGGCCCCGAGGCCGCCCAGCACUCCCUGCUGGCAGCAGGAUUCCUGAAGAAGGUGGCAGAGGAGACACCUGUGUGAAGGUUGAGCUGGCAGGCCAGAGGCAGCUGACGAUGCCCUGGCUUUUGGAAGAAGGGAAACUGCCUGACCCUUCCUGCACGGCCAGAAUGCUUCUUAGGCCAAGAGAUGCCAAGUGGAGCUGAUUCUGUGAUCCUGUGUGAGGCUAUUUUCAGAUUGUUUUGCACACUGUUGUAUAUGUGGAGGACAGAUGGAAGUGGUCCUGAGCUUCACACGGAGCAGGCACCCUGAUCUCAUUCUGAGGUCCACUCAGCUCCUUGUGGGCCAGCAGCCAUGGCCAUAGGCUCGUCGAGGGUGUCCAUGGGGCUGGAGGUUCCGCAAGCUUCUUAUGCUUCCCUGCAUGUGGCAGGCUCACUCUCCUGGCACCUUGACUUUAUAAAGUUGCACUGAGUUUCAAAAACCCACCCUGAAUGAAUAAAAGGAGCCCUUGCUGGAUAAAA
Messenger RNA from Myotis daubentonii (Daubenton's bat), 1511 nucleotides. It is a transcript of the gene MARCHF2, whose product is annotated as membrane associated ring-CH-type finger 2. Gene Ontology annotation, biological process: protein ubiquitination. Gene Ontology annotation, molecular function: ubiquitin-protein transferase activity; zinc ion binding. NCBI's taxonomy places the organism in Eukaryota, Metazoa, Chordata, Mammalia, Chiroptera, Vespertilionidae. The record is from RefSeq and is a predicted model, not a curated record.